Molecule: messenger RNA, 3297 nt
Organism: Drosophila serrata
Lineage: Eukaryota; Metazoa; Arthropoda; Insecta; Diptera; Drosophilidae
Gene: RapGAP1
Product: Rap GTPase activating protein 1
Biological process (GO): regulation of small GTPase mediated signal transduction
Cellular component (GO): cytoplasm
Molecular function (GO): GTPase activator activity
Source: RefSeq, a predicted model, not a curated record
AAUCAAAUAAUAUGACCUCCUACAGGACGUUGGUCGAUCAUGGCCAACCGAUAAUUGUGGGUGGCAGUGAAAUAUCCCUUGCCUCAUCCUCAGCAGCUAAUUCACCAAAAGCUUUGCAUCGGAUGAUCAAAUAUUGGCGUAAUAGUUCCGGAAAAAUCCCAGGUCUACGAAAGAGUGAAAGUUUCGCCGAGUAUCGACGACAUUCAUCGAACUCGAUGACAAUUGGUUCGGGAGGCAGAUUGAGCACUUCGAGUGCCAGGCAAUUGCAAUAUCAACGCCUUGAGAUGGAAAGCUGCGAAAAUAUUGAUUUGCUGACAGCAACUACAAGACGUCAGCACGCCUUUAUGGCCAACACACAAAAGCAGCCGACCGGCAGCGGCGGCGGAGGAAGUGGCGGUGGCAGCGUCACCCACAGUCCGGAACGCCUGCGCGGAGGAGCCACCCAGGAUCUGUUUGAGCUACUGGAGCGUGUGCAGUGCUCGCGACUCGAUGACCAGCGCUGCGUCCUGCCCGCGUACUUCUCUCAGAACCACCAUCGUGGCAGCAACGCCAGCGAGGAGCGCGUGCCACAGCCCCACUCGCCCCACGACAGUCACGCCCAUCCGCACAACGGUGGACUGCAGCAUUCGGGCUCCCGGGCAACGCUCCGCCACUCGAUGAACCACUCGAGCACCUCGACAGUGUCCGGCUCCGCCUGCAGCUCUACGCCCGCCUCCCCGCAACUGAGUGGCGUGGUGAGCGCCUCCGGGGGCCAGAUGCUGUCCAAUGGACACCACUACCAGUCCCAGUCAUCGGUCAGCUCCAACUCCUCCAUUGUCUCGGCCAUUCCCGCCUCGCAGAGACUGCUGGAGGAGGCGCUGGCCAAGUCAGCUCCCUAUCCGAUGAUCCUGCUGCCGCAGCUGGGCGGAUACUGGCUGGAUGGUACCGAGCACGAGUGCGGAUAUGAUGCCCGGGGUAAUCCUUUGCUACCACAAACCACCUGGAUGGCCAAAUUCGAGACGGAUGACACGGCCAAAUGCUAUCGGAGAUUUUAUGCCGCCAGGGAGCACUCGAAUCUGGUGGGACAGGAUGAGCAACUGGGACCGGUCUUGAUAUCCAUCAAGACGGAGAAUGUGGCCAAUCAGGAGCAUAUGCGCAUCCUACUCCGACUGAGGACAGGAACGAUGCAUGAGCUUAUCCCGGUCUCAUGCCUGGGCGCCCAGCCCAGUCCCCUGAAGAUGGUGCGGCUGCUGAACGAGCAGAUCCAGGUGGAUCACUUUAUGCCGGUGCUGUGCCCCAAGGCCUCGCAGCUAAUCAGCGUUUACGAUGAACAUGUCCUCGUUUCACACUUCAAGUUUGGAGUGCUCUACCAAAGAUAUGGACAGACCACCGAAGAGGAGCUGUUCGGCAACCAGAUGACCUCGCCGGCCUUUGACGAGUUCUUGGAUGUCCUUGGUCAGAGGAUACGCCUUAAGGAUCAUAAGGGUUACAGGGGUGGCUUGGAUAUCCAGAAUGGACACACUGGCGAUACAGCUGUCUAUGAGGUUUUCAAGGAGCGGGAGGUCAUGUUCCAUGUCUCAACCCUGCUCCCACACACUGAGGGUGACCCACAGCAGCUGCAACGGAAGCGGCACAUUGGCAAUGACAUCGUGGCCAUCGUUUUCCAGGAGACCAACACUCCCUUCUCGCCGGACAUGAUUGCCAGCCACUUCCUGCAUGCCUUUAUUGUGGUGCAGCCCAUUGAGCCGAAUACCCCUCACACCCGGUACAAGGUCAGCGUUACGGCCCGCGACGAUGUACCCUUCUUUGGACCCACACUCCCCAACCCGGCCGUCUUCCGGAAGGGACAGGAGUUCAAGGAGUUUAUUCUCACCAAGCUGAUCAAUGCGGAGAAUGCCUGCUACAAGGCCGAGAAGUUCGCCAAGCUGGAGCAGCGCACAAGGACCUCGUUGCUUCAGAAUUUGGUGGAAGAGCUGCGCGAGAAGACCCGUGACUUUUUGGGUGCCGAUCUCUCCCAGACUUCUGCCGGCAGUCCCACCCCAGAGACCCCGAAAGCGGAAAGUGGCAGCGGAGGUAAUGCCGGCUCACGGUUCAUAGACACGGUGAAGAAGGCCCUAAUCAUGCGAGUGAGAUCACAGAGCGUGGAUACCGGAAAUGGACAUGGACCCGGGCAGACGGAUAAGUUUAGUGUAAACACCAAACUGGGCACUCUGAAUGCCAAGAAGGAGGCGCAUCCCGAAAUGCAGACACCCAAUUUGAAUACCUGCAGUCGUACAGCCUCAAAAUCUUCAUCUAAAUCCAAAUCCUCAAACGAGUCCACCUCCUCAUCGCCGGACAUCACCUCUCGCCAGGCGAACAACAACAACAUCAACAGCAACUCCAACUCCAAUGGAGGACUUUUGGCCCAAAACGGAUCUGGAGGAGGCGUGGCCGCUGCGGUAGCGAGUGCCGCCCAAAAUGGAGUCGUGGCGGUGGCCACCAUGUCCGAGACGAGCGAUGACUCCAGCCUGAACAGCGUGGAUCUGGACCCAAUGAUGGCCAAUUACAUGGACAGUGACACGGGACUGGAGAGCAUGAGUUCUGCGGAGGCCACCACCAAGGCCUGCUCCCUGUGCUUGGACGGUGUCCAGUCCACCAUGUUGGGCAGCUCGCCCAGCAAUGAGACGAUAAUGAAGAUUGAGAAUCUGCGCCAAGAGGUCACGCGGUUGAAGUGUGACAAGCUGGAUUUACUCAGGCAGAAUGUGACCUGUCAGCGGGACAUUAAGCGUCUUAGGGAGCGGGAACUGUCACUGCAGGGUGAUCUGUCGGCAGCCGGCAGGGAGAUCCUGCGGCUGCGGGAUCUUCUCAAGGAAUACAUGCCGGAUACAGCAGCAGCUCCGCUCUCCAUAUCGCCUAUCUAAGCGUCAAACGCUGUCCUUGGACGAGGCAGGAGGCGGAGGUGUCUGCUGGAGGUAAAGGGAGUAACCACUGUGCCGUGUAUAACACUUUGGAGGAGUCGUUCGUUUGGCGAGUUGAUUUGCAGACAGUGGCGUAGCCCCGAAGAGAGAUGAACCCCAAACAAAAUGGAAAACAAACAAAAACUGUAUUAUAUUUAGUUUACGUAGCUGUUAGAUGUGAAGAUCUAUAGAGAUUGGAUAGGUGGCAGCAGGCAUGCGCAUAUUGACAAGUUAUUAUAUAUAAACAACAUACAAAACAGUUACAAACUAAACUAACGAAUACAAAACAAAACAAAAAACAAAGCGAUAAAACAGCUAAAGCAAAACAGAACACAAAACUCAAAAAAGUACACCAAAUAUAUAAUAUAAGUCUUUAAGCAUA